UCCCAUUGGUGGGUGCUCUGGAUUCUGUAUUUGGUCCUGGAAAGCCACACAGUUCUCAACCAGUGCUCUUGUUGUGUUCAGUUUUUCUAUUUUGUGCAUUAAUUUUGUUAACGUAUAUACCGACAACAAAAACGGCAUCAAAUUUUGAAUGAAAACAUCCAACACUUAAAUCCGUUUGAAGCCCCCUCCUUGGAGACACCUGCUCACACUUCUCGGAGUGUAUUCAACAUGGGGAAAUAAUUUACAUCAAGCAACACUCUUUCCCACUGGAUCAAACCUGGCAGCGAUGCAGACUGGUCAUCAGGUCACCAGCAGCACCUCUCUCCAGGUCCCUCCCCAGUCUGAGACUGCUGUUCUCAGGAACAGACACCCAUUCCUGCUGGACACCGUCCAGCCCGUCCUGCUGCAGGCCAUCAUCAAUCCUAAGCGGGCUAUGGAGGGACCCCUCCAGACAACACAGCCCCCCAGGACCUGCAGCUCACCAGGACCUGCUGGGAAAUGCUGGAACUUGGAUGUGAGGGUGGCCGUGCUUCUGGUGACUCUGGCUGGAGCUGUAAUCCUGCUGCUGCUGUACAGACUCUUACAGCUGAGACACAGGCUGAGGUUGGCCAGGGCGAGGCACGCUCUGGAGUACUACAGCUUCUACCACACCGCCACCUACACACUCAAACACCCUGCGCCUUGUCAGGACCAGCCAGCAAAGAACAGAACGGCUCCUGAAGCUACUCCGCCUGUCCAAAUCGUAACCCUGGUGACACCCAAUGUCAUCACCCCACUUCCACCCCCACCGCUGCCUUCUCCACCCCCACUGCCACUCCCCCCACCUCCUGUCCUGCCUCCACCACUGCUCCACACUCCACCAACUCUCCCUCCAACACCUCCUGUCCUGGCCUUCCCUCUCCCCCUGCCUGUGAUCCACACCACCCCGCCUAGCCCUCACCUGUCGUGGGGCGCCUGCUCAGACGCAGAUGUGUACUCUCGGAUCGGAGCUUUCAGGCCCUCUAGGCUCUCCAGACUCUCCAACCAAUCGAAAGUCAUCCUGUUUGAACAUUCGUCUCUCUGACCUCUGACGUAGAACAUGACUGGAGAUGUCAAUAUAUGAAAAGAGUGUAGUGAUCACCGAAAACAUGCUCUUCUGAGGGACUGAUAAUCAUCGGGGGAUGACUAAGUUUUGUUUAGAGUGCUGUACGCAAUUUACUGUGUGCAUGCAAGGCAUCGACAAAUAUUUAAAAUUCAAAUAAUGUCAGGGCUUUCCAAAACUUCAGAAAUUAAAGUUUGAGUUUUGUGAGGCACUGAAUUGAUUUAUCCACUAUCCUUUAAAAAGUACCAGACUUUGUGCCAGACCUCUGCAGAAGGUCAAGCAGUCUGUUUUUUGAACAUCUCAACUGUGAUUAUGUUCUCUCUUAAUCCAGACUGGUGGAAGCACUGCAUGACAGGCCCACAGUGGAAGUUUCUUUCCCUGAAGAACUUUUACAUCUAUUCGUCUAUUCUUGUUUUGGAGGUAAAUAAGAAAGUUAAACUUGGAGAAAGACUUGUUGUUGUGUGCUCGUUCCUUCACAAACUGCUCAUCAUUCAGAGCCUCGCAAACUCCAGGAUCAUCUUCAGAGUUUUAUUUUCUGAAUAUAUAUUGUAAAUAGUAACUUGUUGGUAUUGAAUUUUUUAUACAUACACUGUUAACACGAAGAAGUGGAGGAAACUCAAAUCUUCAAUGCAUCAAUCUCAAUCAGAGGUGCAUCCCUCCCAAAUAAACAACUAAAUAUGGCAUGUUAGAGAGCUAUGGUGCAAGUGCUUAGGUUUAAAAAAAAAAAGAAAAAAGAAAGAAAUUAGAUAGAGGUAAGUGCACCCCACUUACCUCUAUCUAAUUUAUUUUGGUGUAGUCUGAAAAAGUGGUUUUCAGUCUUCAGAUGGAAGAUGGGCUGCUGUCCUCCAGUGACUCUGCUGUCCUGACUUCAGUGGGGAGUUCAUUCCACCACUGUGGGACCACAACAGAGAAGAGCCUUGACCAAGUGACUCUCAAAGUGACGGGAAGGCGAACUGUCCAGAGGCAAAGGAGCACAAUGUUAGGGCCGGUGUGUUGGGUUUGUCCAUGGCUUGGAGGUAGGAAGGAGCAGACCCUUUCCUUUCCUGUAGGCCAGCACCAGAGUCUUGAACUUGAAUGUGGACUGCAAAAGGAGUCCCGUGUAGUGAAUAGAGAACUGGAGUGUGGGGAAACUUGGGGAGGUUAAACACCAAAUGGACAGCAGCAUUCUGCCAGCAGUUGCCAGGCAACCAGCAGAUACUCCAGGAAGUUACUGUUUGCAAUCAAGAAAUAGUCCGGUAUAUAACCCCAUGAAAAAUGACGAAUUGUUGUUUUACACUUGGUUUUUGUAAGGAUUAAACAAACUAGUGAGCUUAAGAGGUGCUGGGGCGGAUUUUGUUACCUUUGACAGAGCUAGGCAUGCUGUUUCCCCCUGUUUCCAGUCUUUGUGCUAAAGCUAAGCUAACUGUCUGCUGGCCUUAUGUUAAACAGACAAAUAUGAGCGUGGUAUCGUGGUAAGUGUUUUUCCCAAAAUGUCAAACUUUUGCUUUGAGUUUAAGUUUAAGUUUAAUAUUGAACUCAUUAAUAGAUGCUCUGAAAUGCCUCUUGAUGCGAGAAUGAGACAAUUUAAGUUGACCUGACAAUCAUAUCUAAUUACAAUGAGUUAAUGAUAAAAGAUGAGUUGAUUAAUUAAAUUGGUUUUGGGAUUUCACAGGGUUCACAAAGUUAACAUAGUGUGAACUCUGAAAGUUGAUGUGCAUAUUUUAACUGUGAGCAAGAGAAAAGUUUGUUUUGUUUUUCUGAAAUGCUUAUAAUUUAUAUUUCUAGUAUAUAAUGUCUUCAUUUUUACACUGUAGUUACUGUAGCAGAGCCCAUUGUUUCCCCAAAUUCGAGGCAUUUCCUGAGCUGGUUUUCCAUGUCCCUCCCUGUUUCACACCAUUCUCUGCAUUCUCUGUGUUUCCUCUGACUCGCUCUCUGUGUCAAGCUUACUUUGCAUUUUGUUCCAACAAGUCCUCCAACCCAUAUGACCGCAUAGGUCAGGGUUGCCAGGUGUGUGUGACAAAACCAGCUCAGUGACCAAACAAAACCAGCCUAAAAUCAUCCCGACGGACAAUAAAACUAGCCCAAAACCCAGCUCAAUACCAGAACUCAAAAUAUGACCCUGCCAAAGCAUUUACGUUGCUUUUAAAUUCCAACAGCAUUGCUAUCAUUGCCAAAUGUAUUGUAACAUCUACAAAGUAACACCAUAAAUGUUUUGUGUGCCAGCAUUAAAAGCAGUUUUCCCUAAACAGCUCUUUCACCUAGGUCCUAAAAUGGCCUUGUGUAAUUAGUUACAGUAUAUGAUCAUUAAUAAAAUAUAGCUCUGUGAAA
Molecule: messenger RNA, 3388 nt
Organism: Siniperca chuatsi (mandarin fish)
Lineage: Eukaryota; Metazoa; Chordata; Actinopteri; Centrarchiformes; Sinipercidae
Product: inverted formin-2
Exons: 3
Coding region: 287-1063 (258 amino acids)
Source: RefSeq, a predicted model, not a curated record